UAACUUCUCAUUGGCGCGUAAUAACACACACAUAUAUACACACAUACAGUACGAAUAAAAUUAUAAAUGUCGGCAAAAGCUUGCGGUCACACUGCACGUAGACGCAUAAAUAAACAACAUACAUAAAUGGCGCGUAGCAAAAUUUGGAAAUAUUACGAUAAAUUGGAUCUUCAGACAGCACAAUGCCUCCUAUGCGAAAAGAUUAUCAAAACCAGUGGAAACACCUCCAACCUGAUGAAGCACAUGAAAACCCAUCCUACCAUAGAUGUUAAUGAUCACCAGUCGAUUGUAGUGCGGGGAAUGUUGAAAAGGGAGUCAAUGCCCCUUAAAACACGGGGCAAAAAGAUAUUAAAAUAUGCAUCCAUUAAGGUUAAGUCCGAGCCAAAGCGUGAACAUAAUUCUGACCCAGUGGGGGACAUGGAUGUGAACAUGAUUGAGUUUGUGGAUGCCGAAGCACAUGCUGCAGUGGAGAGCGUUGUGAAUGAAGAAACAUAUGCCAAUUGGACCACAGCAGAAACAGAAUCAGCAGCCGAGAUUGUGAGUGCGGCAGACAUAAUUGAAUUUGAGCCAAAAGAGGCGCUGUAUCAAAGCGAUCAACAGCAUGAGCAACAUGGAGACUCUUUGCCAGAGUUGGACGAUAUAAACGACUGUCAAAGUGUGUACAGUAGCGUUUAUCAGGAUAACCUCGCCUACUUUGUGUGUCGUGAUAAACAGCCAUUAGAUAUCAUAAAAGGCGAGGGUUUCAAGCGCUUCACCCAAGUACUCUGCCCAUCUUUCCAGCUGCCUAGUAUUAAGCAACUGGGCGCACGCAUCGCGCAGAAAGCAGAGCUGCAUACGACACAAAUGCGACAGCAAUUGGGUAACAUGCAAACACUUUCGCUAAGCUGCAACAUCAAUCAAGCCAACGGCACUGCAGAGCUAUCUUAUCUGGAGGUAGCUGCACAUUACCAUGAGGGAGUACAUCGGAGGUCGCGGACACUUUCAGUACAAACACUUCCCAUGCAGUACAAUACCAGCAGUAUUGUGGAGCGCUUGGAACGCAUUUGUCAGCGUUUUGAGAUCAACAAGUCAAAAAUUAUGUGCAUCGUCAGUCGGAGCAACCGAAUGCUGGAAAAUGCAGUUGCCACAUUGCUGGGCAGUCAACGGCAUGUGCCUUGCUUUGCACAGUUACUGGAAACGAUGAUGGAAUCUGUGGUACAACGCCAAGAGUUCAGUGAACUGUGCGAUAAGGUGCGUCGCCGUGUUGCCCAUCAAUUGAGUAACAGCUUAACGACGACAGAUGUAAAGCUGGAUGUUAAUGGACGUGCUAUAAGCAGCUACGAGAUGCUUGAACUGUAUGUGCGUCAUACUACGCAUACAUCGCACAAAUUACAAAAUCCGAAUUCGAGUCAAUUGUCGACAAUUGAUGCAACGACACCUGCCUUGAAUAGUGAUGAAAUCGAGCUGGCUUUGGAGUUGCUAAGUGUGCUGGGCCCAUUGGCCAGUGCUGUGCGACAGGUGUGUGGUUCGACUAUAUCUUCGUACCCUUGUGCUAGUAACGCUCUGCCCAUAUUAUACACAAUUCUUAACGAGCUGAAGCAGCCGGAGAAUGUCAAUCAGCAACAACACCAAAUCGCAUAUGAAAUGCGAUUGUUUGUGAUCAAGCAGCUGGAAGAGUGUUUUGACGGAUUGGAGAAAAAUAUGAUAUUGGCCAUGUCAAGUUUACUAGAUCCACGUUUUCGAAAUAUGCCGUUUCAGAGUGUCUCAUUGGUGGCUAAAUAUAUGACACAUUUCUACAAUCUGUAUGAAGAGAAAGUUGAAACAACGGCUGACGAUUCGGAUGAUGAAACCACAACGGAUGGCUAUGAUAUUUGGUCUGCAUAUAGAGCAUUUUCACAGGAAAAGCAUAAGCAAAUCACCAUGAUCGGUGAGCAAGAGAAUCAGGAUGAGAUCUCCAGCUAUUUCUUCGCGAAUAUCAGCAGUUUGCAAACAGAACCAUUGCUCUUGUGGAAGGAUCUCGCCCAGUUCCAUCCAUUUCUGCACAGUCUAUCCAAGAAAUAUCUGCAUAUUCCUGCAUCAGCGAUUCCACCCGCCCGUCUUUUUACAGCCGCUGGCGCUGAAGUGCUGGCACAACAUAAAAAAUUAAUGAGCGAUCACAUGAAUAAUGUGUUGCUUAUGUCGGAUUGCACACAAGAAGAAUGGAAAUUAUAGUGAAUAUAUGUUUUUAUAAGUAUAGGCAAUUUUUAUUUUAACAUGAUCUAAAUAGUAUUACAAAUAAAAGCAAUACAUAACGAUAA
Molecule: messenger RNA, 2276 nt
Organism: Drosophila nasuta
Lineage: Eukaryota; Metazoa; Arthropoda; Insecta; Diptera; Drosophilidae
Product: E3 SUMO-protein ligase ZBED1
Exons: 4
Coding region: 127-2190 (687 amino acids)
Biological process (GO): regulation of transcription by RNA polymerase II
Cellular component (GO): nucleus
Molecular function (GO): DNA binding
Source: RefSeq, a predicted model, not a curated record